CGGGGCUGAGUGUGAGGCACAUGGCCAGUGAAUGAGAGAUCUUUGCGUCCUCUCAGCGCGAGCUCCUUGUUCCACUGUCUCCUCUCUCUGUGGUUGGAUUACUGCUGAGGAAGGACCUUGUCUGGAUACUCCUCCUUCUCCUCCUCUUCUUCUCCUUCUAUUCCCUUUCUCCUCUACUUCCCUCCUUUCUCUGUCUCGCUGAGGGACUCCAGCUCUCUGCCUUCCCUAAAAGUCUCACCUCUCAUUCUCCUUUCACUCCCCUCUCCCCUGGUUUCCCCCCUCAGGAUGUCGUGUGAGGAGGCUCAGCUCCACAAAGAGAGGCUGCAGGCCUUGGCGGAGAAGCGAAAACGGCAAACUGAGAUUGAAGACAAAAGAAGUCAGCUCGAUGACCUGGUGCUGCAGCUACAACAUCUCAAGUCCAAAGCCAUGCGCGAGCGAUGGCUCCUCCAGGGGACGGGAGUGGAGGAAGAGGAGACACGGCGGAAACAGCUGGAACAGGAUGAAGAACAAGGAAAGCGGCUGGAAGACAUGAUACAUAGGCUGGAGUCUGAAAUUGGUACGCUUGAGAGUGAAGAGUCUCAAAUCUCGGCCAAAGAGCAGGUGCUACGGGAACGCCUGAAAGAGACGGAGCGCUCGAUAGAAGACCUGCAGAAGAGUCUGAUGAUCCAGGAUGGAGAUGCCAUCGGCUGCAUGUCCGCCCCUUUCUCGGACUGCACGGACCCCGAUCCCAACCACCUCGUCCUGGCCACGCAGCCCCGGACCGGCCCACCUGCCUCUGGAGAGCACGCCAUACCAAGACCUGCAAUGUUUGCCAUGGAGAUCAACGUGCAGCAUGACCCACAGACUGGCGAGCAGCGUAUCCUGUCAGCCAACCGCGUGAGCCCGCUGGAUGCGGCAUCACGUGGCGUCAAAGUCUACGACGAUGGCAGGAAAGUUGUCUAUGAGGUCACUUCCUCUGGAGGUGUGUCCACCACCACCGUUGAGAAUGGUUGGAGCUCAGCGCAGGUUGACCAGCUGAUCCAGCGAGCUGCCAGACCUGCUGUACGAGGAGAAGAUGGCGGGAAAGGUCAGGUGUUGGUGACCUCAGCUGCCCCGCAGGCCUAUGUCUCCCCCGCAGAUAUAGAUGAUCUGUCCCCACCCUCCUGCGCCCCGCCAUCCAUCCCUUCAAGCCCGCCAGCUCAGGUCACCCUCCAGAGGGAGACUCGUCUGGGAAUGAUGCCCCCCUCCUCUGCUCCAAUCACGACCCAGCCCAGUUCCACAGUCCACCCAGGCGAAGAGCUCUCCUCCCCACCCCAAGCCAGUGCAGAGCACCCAGUCACCAUGGUGUUCCUCGGCUACCAGGACGUUGAGGACACGAGCGAGAGCAGGCGGCUGCUAGGCUUUGAUGGUGCCGUGAAGGCCGAGGUGGUUCUAAUUGACGAAGACGACGAAAAAUCUCUGAGGGAGAAGACAGUCACUGACCUAUCCAUCAUCGACGGCACAGCGGCAGACCUCGUGUCAGGGCGGCCAGCCACAUCUGAGGGCGCCAGCACAGAACUGUCAUCUGACGGCCGUGAGCCCGACAGCACCUCCUCACCCCCAGCGAAUCCUGAUGCCACCACACCCCCCCCGUCUGGCCUCACCCCCGCCACAGGCUACCAAACACCAGGGGUUGCCGUGACAACAGCAAAUGGGUAUCAAGCUCCAAUUCCAACCAGACAUCCUCACACUGCCAUGAAAUUGUGGCGGGCAGCCGAUGAUGUCAGUGACACAAUACCGAAAGAGCGAGCCCUGAAGAGCGUCAGUUUCCAGGAAUCGGUCAGCGUUAUCACUGACAGGCCCGUAACCAUGGAACUGGAGAGCCAGCAGAUCCAACAUGGCUGCUUCAACAGCCCCGGUAACGGACCCCACAAUGCAGUUGGUGUGAAAGUAGAGACUUCAGACAAUGAGGUGGUGCAGGAGAUCUGCUACCUGGACCAGGUGUUAGAUGCCGCCUCAGAAACACCCACAAAUGGAAAUUCCUCCCCAUCUGAACCAAUCACCAUAGAUGGAAAUUCUCCUUCUGUAUGCGUGUCAGCCUCCUCUCCUGUCAAUCACCAGUCAAUCAUUGUGGAGGGACAGAGACAAACAACCUUCCUCCACGGAGAGGAGUCCCCUGUGAGGACCAACGGGCAUGUGCAGGCCGAUGAGUCGGGCCGCAGCAGGGCCAAGUUUGAGCUGAGAGCAUUUCAGGAGGAGCGACGGCCUGCAAAACUCUUCACCCCUGGAGAGGAGCAGCAGGUCAGAGUGACGAGGAGACGACCCUCAGAGGAGGUACAGGAGUUGGAGCGUGAGCGUCAGGAGCUGAUCAAAGACCAGGCAGUGAAGAAAAACCCUGGCAUCGCCACGCGCUGGUGGAAUCCUCCUCAGGAGGUUCCUUUGGAGGAGCAGCUGGAUGCAGAUCAGCUUGAGUCUCUCAAGAAAUACCAGGAGAGGAAACAGCAGAAACAGACUAAUACUUAUGCAUACACACCGCCGCAGCUGUCAGGCCCUCCUUCAGUGGUAACUUUUGACCCCGAUCUAUCCAGGAAGGAAGACAUCGUGGAGAAACAAAUCGACUUUUCGUCUGCCAGAAAGCAGUUUCUGCAAGGGGAAUCAACCAAGAAGGACGUCGCUCCUCACCUGUACUCCGCCAAACCUUUCAAAUCAACAGUCAGAAGCAGCCAUGGGAGCGUUGACGUUGUUGCCGAAACUGGAGAGAGUCACGUGACCUGGUGUGACGAAGGAAUUGGAGGAGAAUUUACUUGUGCUCGAGCUGUGAUGACAAUCCUGCGUGAGGACGAGGAAAAGAGUCACUUCCACCCAGGCUAUCACCCAGAGGAGUCUGACUCAGGAUUGGACGAGUUAUCUCUCCGCUCUCAGGACACUACUGUGUUUAGCUUGGAUAAUGUUUCUGACAGCGGGGCUUCACUACCCCCGACCCCACUGCCACUUACACCUGUGUCACCGCCUACUCCCCAGCCUACCACGCCAGUCAACGGGCAGACCAGUGGCAGUCCAACAGAUAACGAGCUGCAGUACCAAGCGGGGGUACUUGUCCAAAGUGCCAUCCAAAAUGCCCUGGCAGCUCAGAAUGGAGAGGAGUGGCAGUCAUCGCUCCCUGACUUGAAUUCUUCACAGCUGAGCACCCCUGUCUCUCCAUCCUCACCAUCUACAAACAGCCCAGUGCCAGUUUCUUCCUCCCCUGUGUCUUCAGUUGGAGCCCCCAGUCUCCGGUCACCUGUGUCCUCCAGCCCUGCUCCAUCCAUCCCGUCCCCCCAGCCGGACAGGCAGUCAGAGGUGAGAGUGGUUUUCCAAGAGACAGCCUCAGAAUCACAGCAGGCUCAGCAGCAGCAACAGUCCUCCAGUCCAGCACCGCAUCUCCAGACGCCUUCUCCACCUCCCGCUCAACCCAUCUCGCCACCACAGAGACCCAAAGACGGGGGCCCCAGGAUCAAAAUCCAGUCCUCUUACGCCAGAGCGCUUGCUUCCUCAGCUCCGGCUCCAGCUCCGGCUCCUGCUACUGGCCCGACUGCAGCAGCUCCUGUAGCCAGGCCAACCCCAGUCUACCGUCCCCCUUCCCCUCCAAGCCCGGAGAAACCCGAGUUCAGCUACUUCAGUAAAUAUUCAGAGGCGGCAGAACUGCGGAGCACAGCAGCAGCAGCACGAGGCCCUGAGGCAGAGUCUGCAGCCAGCGGCCCGUUCCGCCUGCGCUCCAAGAAGCAGCGGACUUUGUCCAUGAUCGAGGAGGAGAUCCGAGCAGCUCAACAGAGGGAGGAAGAGCUGAAGAAACAGAGGGAGACGCAGCCUGUCGUCACUGCCCGACCUUCCACCACUUCCAGCAGCAGUCAUGGACCCAAAAGGACGGGGAUGAGGCCAACCACUAUAUCCCCAGCAGAUAAGAUGAAGAGCAACAGUCUGCCAAGCAGACUCACACUGACAGCAAGGACAGCACCAGGAAAGAUCGAGAAGGUUCGCCCCGCACCACCUGUCUCACCAUCACCCUCAGAAGGAGCCCUGUCUGAUGCUGGCAGCGAGGACUCUGGAGGAUCUCGACCCAAAAACUACAUGCAGACUCUCAUGGAAGACUAUGAAACACACAAGGUGAAGAGGAGGGAGAAGUUGGAUGACAACAGUGUUCUGGAGGCCACGCGUGUCACCAGGAGAAAAAGCGACAUGGCGCUGAAGUGGGAAGCCGGCAUCUACAACAAUGAGGAUGGAGAGGAAGAAGAGGAAGAGGAAGAAGAGGAGGAGGAGGAGGAGGAGGAGGAGUAAACUGCUCCUUUUGGAGACAGUUGGGGACUGAGUGGAAAGGAGGAGGAAGAGGAGACUGAAGGAAAAAGCAAAUUGGAGGAGAGGAGAAGGAAAAAAACAGACAUGGAAAGACACAGUAUUUAUUCUACUAAUAGUAUUCUGAUGAUCACAUGACCCACUGGCUCGACCAAUGGGAGCUCACCGAGGAGGUGAAGCUGUGAUGUUAUUGGACCUGAAGAUUGAAGGCAGUAAGAGUAUGUUAAGUAUGUGAGAGACAUUUGAAGUGUUGAGGUGAGUUUGGAGAGGAAGGAUCAGUGACGCAAGAGACACUUUGGAAGGUUUUACGGUGGUUUAAGAGGAGUUUAAAUAUUAUUAUUUUUUUUUAUGAGCUGAUAGACGCUGAAUGAGUUAAAUAUUCAUAGGAUUUUCACUUUCAUUAUUGAAAUAGGGGCUGAGAUCUGAAGAUUUUAUUUGGAGAGGUUGCCUGAGACUUUUUGAGGAGGGUUUCGGUGACUGUGUGCUUGAUUAUGACGCCAAUCACCAAUCCUGAUGUAUUAGUGAGGCCUCAUCACACACGCUACUUUCAGAAUCGACUUGCAGGGAGACAGGGAUUUGAACCAAAUGGAACCAUUUAUUAUGUGCAUCCUGCAGUGCCACCGCACAGACAUAACACACAACAUGUUAGUUGGAGCUCUUGCAUUACCUUCAGGCAUCUGCAGUUCAUUAAAUCUCUCUUAAGUGCCGACUUGAAGGUCAGCAUCCUUCAACGCUCGUGAGGAAACUUGCAAAACUGACUUCUGAUUAGCAUCGACUUUGCCUUAGACCGUCUGUAAUAGUUGGAUGCACGAUAUGUAUGACGUAUUUUAUCUUCUAUCCCGUAUUGCUACAGAUUCGGUAGAGGAAAUAAGCAACCACAUUAGAUAGAAAGUCUGUCCGCAAACACUAUUCUGGACCAGCAGGGAGGAGGGGAGCUAACUGCGGGUCAUGUUUGCGUCACUUCAGCGCGCGUGUGUGUGUAUGAAUUUAAAGGGCUGGGUCGGGGGUUUUAUAUUCUAACGAAAAAAUCACUUAUUCUACUUUUUGCUGGCUAUGUCGCUUUGUUGACUUGUGCUUUCUGAUGUAAGCAGUUGUUCCAUGUAUUAUACUGAGGUAGGACUGUGUAUUUGAUAUAUGAACAUGUACGUUGAGAUUCCAGUAUCUGCUAUACCUUGCUAGCUGAGGAUAAAGCGUGAUGAAAAAUGUUGAAAAAAUGCUUUUUAUAAGAAGUUGUUACAACAAAACAGAAUGUUAUUUAGAGAAAAUGAGUCAGCCUAAGCGUUAUUUAAGAAGUACUAAUUGUAUGCAGGGAAUUAAACUCCUUUCCUAUUUGUUAACACAACACGCAGUGAAAUAAAAGCUUUGACUAUCAGUAGAAAGGCUCACUAAGAGGCAGGGUUGACAGGGAGUUCAAUUUUUAUUACAGAAUUUAAAGUGUGCUUUUGUUUUGAAGGACAACAAAAGUCCACAGGAUGAUGUAAUUUUUUUUGUUUUGUCAAAAGAAUGAAAAGUUACUGCAUUACUGGCCUCUGUGAGCGUGACAAUACUGUGGAUUUGUCCAGGUGUAGAAAACAAGGUUCAGCCUCAAAAUAGCCAAAACGAAAUAUUAGAAAUGAGUUGGAAAACGUGUGGCUGCAGAUAGAGAUAUUUUUAAACCACUUUAACCGAACUGUAGUAAAAUAGUUCUACUCUUCGGUCUCUGUUCUCCUAAUAAUUAAAGCCAUUUGAGAUUUUUUUUUCAGCAUCAGAAUGUCAGGAGGACGGUGAGGAAGGUUUUCCUGUACACAAAAGGUCACAAGUCCUGUCCAAGUGUCCUUCAACAAAGCUCCGACCUGUUUUCUCACAAGUCACACUGAAUAAUAAUAAAAUCCUCAGCUAAUUGUCUGAAAUAUAAAUGUACCCUGAGGUAAACUUGCACAAAACAUAAAGAAUGACACGCAGUCACCCUCAACACUAAGUAAUGAUUCUUUAUUGUAUUUAUUAGGACAAUCCUAUCCUGUAUUAGAGUGCAGGGCAAGUUUCUCUUGGCAAAUGAUCUGACUUGGCUGUCUUUCAGUUUUGCUGUGUGAGGGAACCGCAGUGUCAAUAAGUCCACCAGCCAGAAGUGAGAACCAGGAACUUGUGCCUAUAGGUGAUUUGUCAUUUCCCCUGAGAAGAAAAACCCACAUUGAUUCCAGAGAGUCCUUGUUUUUAUAUACAUUUAAUAAUAUAUGAGAUAAAAAAAAAAUAUUUAAAGGACUAGUGUCCCAUUUUAAAAAAAAGAAA
Molecule: messenger RNA, 6552 nt
Organism: Scomber japonicus (chub mackerel)
Lineage: Eukaryota; Metazoa; Chordata; Actinopteri; Scombriformes; Scombridae
Product: A-kinase anchor protein 2
Exons: 15
Coding region: 286-4272 (1328 amino acids)
Biological process (GO): regulation of cell shape
Cellular component (GO): membrane
Source: RefSeq, a predicted model, not a curated record